Messenger RNA from Pezoporus flaviventris, 2312 nucleotides. RefSeq names its product histamine receptor H1 (gene HRH1). The transcript has a single exon. Gene Ontology annotation, molecular function: neurotransmitter receptor activity; G protein-coupled serotonin receptor activity; histamine receptor activity. Gene Ontology annotation, cellular component: membrane; dendrite. NCBI's taxonomy places the organism in Eukaryota, Metazoa, Chordata, Aves, Psittaciformes, Psittacidae. Bases 552 to 1979 code for a protein of 475 amino acids. Gene Ontology annotation, biological process: regulation of vascular permeability; positive regulation of vasoconstriction; G protein-coupled receptor signaling pathway, coupled to cyclic nucleotide second messenger. The record is from RefSeq and is a predicted model, not a curated record.
UCCAACCUGGCCUUGAACACUGCCAGGGAUGGGGCAGCCACAGCUUCUCUGGGCACCCUGUGCCAGCGCCUCAGCACCCUCACAGGGAAGAGCUUCUGCCUAAGAGCUCAUCUCAAUCUCCCUUCUGGCAGGUUAAAGCCAUUGUCACUUUAAUGACAUAUAAAAAGGUAAAACACUGAGAACAGAAAUUCCUUCUCCAGAUUCUGUGGUAGAAUUAUAUGAAGCCCCAUGAAACACCUCUGCAAACCAUUGUGGAUUGGUUCAUGGAGCCUGCUCCAGUGCUUUUCAUAGAACACAAAUUAAAAUGUUGUAAAACCAUGUUAUCUGGGAGAGCCCUAAAAGGGACAGUGCUGAGCAUAAGCACAGAUUAGUUUUAUUAUUUUAUUUUAGUACUACAGUGAUUGAGCACAUUUCUUUUCUUUUUUACAGUUGUGGAAAUAAAAAUCACAAAGCAAUCCAGCACUCAUUUUCAUCCAGAAGAGUAAACCAAGACUGAAUUUCCAAGGCGUGGACGUCUUCUCUGAUUUUCAUUCUGUGUUCCUGUGCAAAAGAUGUCAAAAAACACUGCAGACAACUCAACUAUCAGUCAACCAGCUGUUCUAGGUGUGUUCCUGGGAAGCAUUUCACUCAUCACUGUUGUUAUGAAUAUAUUAGUACUAUGUGCUGUGAAAACCGAAAAGAAGCUGCAAACCGUUGGCAAUUUAUACAUUGUCAGCCUCUCUAUUGCAGAUCUGAUUGUUGGUUCAGCUGUUAUGCCCCUGAACAUUGUUUAUCUCCUCAAUUCUCAGUGGAUUCUAGGCUUACCAGCCUGUUUGUUCUGGCUGUCAAUGGAUUAUGUGGCCAGUACUGCAUCCAUUUUCAAUCUCUUCAUAUUGUGCAUUGAUCAUUAUCGUUCAGUUCAGCAACCAUUGAAAUAUCUCAGGUAUAGAACAAAAAGGAGAGCCUCGGUAAUGAUUUUGGGGGUUUGGUUGCUCUCUUUCCUGUGGGUCAUUCCAAUCCUAGGAUGGCAUGUUUUUGCUAAUGAUGGGAAAAGGAAAGUAAUCGAAACCAAGUGUGAAACUGAAUUCUCUGAAGUCACCUGGUUUAAAGUGUUGACAGCCAUUGUGAACUUCUACAUACCCUCUAUCAUGAUGUUGUGGUUCUACUAUAAAAUAUUCAGAGCUGUUAGAAAACACUGUCAACACCGAGAGCUCAUCAAUGGAUCACAUCAGUCUGUUUCAGAAAAAAACUCCAAACAUCAACGUAAGAUGAAGGACAAGCAAAACAUCUGCCUCCAAAAUCAAGUCUUAGAUGAGAACAGCCCUCCCAAACACAAAGAAAGUUCCCCUCAGCCUGAAAAUAUGGAGGCAGAGCUUCAGUUCAGUAAUCCUGACAAGUCUUCAAAGGCAUUCGUUGGCAAGAGUAAUAGGAAAGUCCUUAAAUGGGGCUGUUUCCCUCUUACCACUGCCCAGUCUGAGCCAGGCCAGGACAAAGCAGGAAAGAAGCAUGUGUGUGUAACAGAAGAGAACGAAACUGAAGAGGAGCCUUGCUCACAAGACAGUGACUUAAGUGAUGCAUCAGACAGCCAGACUUUCAGUGACGAGGUACCUAAUGGAGAAGGCUCCAAUCCUAACCCUGAAAGAGCUGGCAGUCCUCAGGAAAAGCCGGAGAACAGGGAUUUCAAAGGACUGUCUUACCUGAGGAAAACCUGGCAAAGUCUGCAUGCCCAUUCCAAAACACACACUCAAGGACUGCAUGUGAACAGGGAGAGGAAAGCAGCUAAGCAGUUAGGGGUCAUAAUGGCAGCCUUUAUGCUGUGCUGGAUUCCUUAUUUUGUAUUGUUUAUGGUAAUAGCUUUUCAUGGGCAUGAAAGUUUUUCACAGUUCCACAUGUUCACUAUAUGGCUUGGCUAUGUGAACUCCACCUUGAAUCCAUUCUUGUAUCCUCUUUGUAACCAGAAUUUCAAGAAGACAUUCAAAAAGAUCUUUCACAUUCACUGAUAUUGGUCUGAUUUUCGUCAGCUUAAAAGCAGCUCAAGAUUUCAACCAACCAAAAUGUUCCAGUUUCAAAGACAAACACAAUGGGGAACGUACACGACUUUGGAAAACUGUAAUUGAUAAACAAGUGUUAGUAAAAGUGCGAAGCGUGCAUUUAACAGCUUUACACAUUUGAAGAGGAACUAAUUCACAUCAGGAAUAUGAAAAACUCAGGGGCAAUCUCAGAACUGAUACACUGCUUACAACUUGAUAUUACCUCUUUCGUCAUGUAGAACAAAAAUGAGAUACAAAUAGAGAUCUUCAGUGACUAUAAAUUAUUCAGCUACAGCAAAAGAA